Messenger RNA from Oryza sativa Japonica Group (Japanese rice), 3536 nucleotides. Its product is annotated as calmodulin-binding transcription activator 3. Gene Ontology annotation, molecular function: double-stranded DNA binding; protein binding; transcription coregulator activity. Lineage: Eukaryota; Viridiplantae; Streptophyta; Magnoliopsida; Poales; Poaceae. Gene Ontology annotation, cellular component: nucleus. Gene Ontology annotation, biological process: regulation of transcription by RNA polymerase II. The record is from RefSeq and is a predicted model, not a curated record.
AAAGAAAAAAACACAAAAGCUUAGAAAUAAAAAGUAUCUUUGUCCACCUCGACGGCGCGCGCUCUCCUUUCGCCUUCGCCGAAGCUUCGCGUCGCCAUCGCUGCGCCUGCGCGCUUCCUCCUCCUCCUCCGGUUUGGUUUAAAUCCCCACCCGAUUCCCCUCGCGGAUCCCUCCCUCCCCUUCGGUUCAAUCCGCGCCACCCUCCGACGACGGCGAACCGGCGAUCGACGGCGCGUUUCUGGCCGGGUCGGGUGGUGGUGGUCGCAUGGCGGAGACACGCAAGUUCUUGAUGCCCAACCAGCCCCCGGAUAUUUCGCAGAUGGUGCUGGAGGCUAGGAAGCGAUGGUUGCGACCCACUGAAAUAUGCGAAAUACUCUCAAACUACAGGAGUUUCUCUCUCUCGCCUGAGCCACCAAACAGGCCCGGAAGUGGCUCUCUUUUUCUAUUUGACCGCAAAACAUUAAGAUACUUCAGAAAGGAUGGGCAUAACUGGAGGAAGAAAAAGGAUGGGAAGACCGUUAAAGAAGCUCACGAGAAACUAAAAGCUGGCAGCAUUGAUGUUCUACACUGCUACUAUGCUCAUGGAGAGGAAAAUGAGAACUUCCAAAGAAGGACCUAUUGGCUGUUGGAAGAGGAUUUCACGCACAUUGUUCUUGUACACUAUCUUGAAGUCAAGGGUGUAAAGCAAAGUUUUAGUCGUGCUAAAGAAGAAAUUAUGCAGUUAUCUGGUGCUGAUAGUCCAUCGUGUUCAAAUUCGAUUACUAGUCAGAACCAGAUGACCCCACAAAUAAUGGAUGCAGCUGAAAGCCCAAUUAGUGGGCAGAUUUCAGAGUAUGAAGGUGCUGAACCAGCAGAUAAUUGCCCAGCAAGCUCCAGAUACAACCCUCUCAUUGAGAUGCAGCAGCCUCUGGAUGGAAUCGUGAUGGAUAACAUUUUAUACCCUUCUUCUUCAGCCAUCUGUAACCAAGUUUCAGGUUAUCAUGGUGAAUUGCCACCAGGAACAUCUAAUCUAAAUGGUCAUACAUUUUCUCACAGUGACAUAGCUAGAAUGUUUGAUGAUUCCAGCUCUGGGCUAAGAGACAUUUCCAGAACCCUGUUUGAUUCAAUGCCUUACGAUGAGCAUUUCUCAGGAUAUGCAAAUGGAUUCAUGGAGCCAACUCUUCAUUCUUCUUUUUCCAUGAUAGAGGCUAACAAUCUGGAGGAUAGCUCUCUUCUGGAGACAUAUACAUCUGAAGCUCUUUACACUAACAACCUCAGCCAGAAGGAAGCUGAUGCACUAAGUUUUGCUGGCAUAUCAUCGCCAGAGGUGAAUGGUAAUAAAUAUACUGAAGGAAGCACCAAGCAUCCGCUCCUGAAGCAAUUGUCAUUAGAUCUAUUUAAGAUUGAGUCUUCUGGUUUAAAGAAACAUGACAGCUUUUCAAGGUGGAUGAGUAAAGAACUUGGAGAGGUGGUUGAUUUGGGUAUCAAAUCAAGUUCUGAUGCUCUCUGGAGUAGCAUUGAGAUUGUGAAUGCUGCCGAUGGUCCUAGUGCACCAACUAAUGAACAGUUAGAUGCUUAUGCAGUGAGCCCUUCACUUGCGCAAGACCAACUAUUCAGCAUUCUUGACAUUUCACCAAGCUGCUCAUAUAUUGGUUUGAAGACAAAGGUUCUGGUAACUGGUACAUUCCUGGCAAGUAAAGAGAAUGUGGAAAAUUGCAAGUGGUCAUGCAUGUUUGGGGAUGUUGAAGUACCAGCUGAGGUUUUAGCUGAUGGUUCCCUACGCUGCUAUGCACCAGAACAUCAAUCUGGAAGAGUUCCCUUUUAUGUGACAUGCUCAAACAGGAUCGCUUGUAGUGAAGUGCGAGAAUUCGAGUACCGGGAUUCUGAUGCUCAGUACAUGGAGACAUCACAUUCUCAAGCCAAUGGUAUAAAUGAAAUGCAUCUACAAAUUCGUCUUGAGAAGCUACUCACUUUGGGGCCAGAUGACAAUCAACUGCUUGUUUGUGGAAAUGAAAAACUUGAGUUAAUCAAUGCUAUAAACUCCCUGAUGCUUGAUGAGAAAUGGUCAGAUCAGGGAUCACCAUCCGGCUCUAAAGAUGUUGUCACCCCAAGGAACCAAAGUUUAAAGAAAUUGAUGAAAGAAAAGCUUCAUUGUUGGCUUAUCUAUAAAAUAUAUGAUUGUGAGAAGGGCCCAAAUAUACUGGGAAAGGAAGGACAGGGUAUAAUUCAUUUGGCGGCUGCACUGGGCUUCGAUUGGGCUAUAAGACCAAUACUAGUUGCUGGUGUCAAUGUGAACUUUCGGGAUGCUCAUGGAUGGACUGCACUUCAUUGGGCUGCGUCUUGUGGAAGAGAGCGAACAGUGGGCGUCCUUAUAGCAAAUGGAGCUGCAGCAGGUGCAUUGACAGAUCCUACUUCUGAAUUUCCUUCUGGAAGAACUCCAGCCGAUUUAGCCUCUACGAAUGGACACAAGGGAAUUGCCGGUUUUCUCGCGGAAUCUGCUUUGACAAGCCAUCUGUCAGCACUUACUUUAAAGGAAUCAAAAGAUAGCAAUGCGGAAGAAGCAUGCAGAUUAACAAUUCCUGAAGAUCUCCCUGAAAUGAAUUAUGGUCAGCUUGCUGUACAGGAUUCUCAUGCUGAAUCAUUAAAGGAUUCAUUAAGUGCUGUUCGUAAAUCCGCUCAAGCUGCAGCUAGGAUAUUCCAAGCCUUCAGGGUGGAAUCAUUCCACAGAAAGAAGGUCGUGGAAUAUGGAGAUGAUGAUUGUGGAUUAUCUGAUGAACACACAUUUUCACUUAUUUCUCUUCAAAAGGUCAAACAAGGGCAACAUGAUACACGUUUGCAUUCUGCUGCUGUACGUAUCCAAAAUAAGUUCCGAGGAUGGAAGGGAAGAAAGGAGUUUAUGAUCAUUCGCCAGAGAAUUGUGAAGUUACAGGCUCAUGUGCGAGGACAUCAAGUGAGGAAAAACUAUAAAAAAGUAGUCUGGUCAGUAGGUAUUGUCGAGAAAGUUAUAUUGAGAUGGAGGAGAAAGGGACGUGGUUUGCGUGGCUUUCGACCUGAGAAACAAUUAGAAGGCCAGACACAAAUCCAGCCUGCAAAAACAGAGGAUGAAUACGAUUACUUGCAGGAUGGCAGAAGACAGGCUGAAGGCAGACUACAGAGGGCACUGGACCGGGUGCGCUCUAUGACACAAUACCCAGAAGCAAGAGAACAGUACCGUAGGCUUACAACUUGUGUUGCUGAAAUGCAACAGUCCAGGAUGAUGCAGGACGAGAUGCUAAGUGAGGCAGCUGGUGCUGACGGAAGUGAUUUCAUGAAUGGACUGGAGGACUUGAUAUGCAGAGACGACCCCCAAAUGUCUGCCAUUUGGUGAAGUCGAAGUUGUUACAUCAGUUAGGCUGAUCAUUGCCUUGUUCAUUGCCAUAUUAGCCUUGUAAAUUCUUCCGCUUGUAUUUCACUCACUGCUUAAUAUCUAGCUCAUGCUGUUAGUAUUAUGUAACUCUGUGCACUGAUCAUAAUAGAAUAUUUCUCUCCUGUAUGUUACAGGUAGGUUAUGCACCAGC